CUCAUCUGACUCACGGAAGUAUGUGUCUCCUGGAGAAAGGAUGGCCAUCUCUAUCACUGCAGUACCUUAAUCAAAUUCAGGGCAAGUCCUAUUAAAUACACCCUCAGCCCUGGGAAGCAGCCGGGGUGGCUCACUUACAUCAGCUGCUGUCUUUACAGCCACCUAGUACUCCACCAUGCAGAGUCACCAAGCACAGCCACUUUGUACUCCACCAUUCAGAGUCACCAAGCCAAGCACCUAACCAUGCUACAGUAGCUCGGCACAGGUGCUCUCUCGGGCUUACAGGACUUGGCCAGGUCAUCACUAGAUAGACUAGAUUUCGGCUUCAUCUGUGUCUGCUUCUAAACAGUGGCUGUACUUGUUGGGACCCUGAGAUGAAUGCUGAGCACUGGCUGUCCUGGAACUCACUCUCUAAACCACACUGGCUUCAAACUCUGAGAUCCUGUCUCUGCCUCCUGAGUGCUGGGACCAAAGAGAGAAGCCUAGACUCUGAGAAGCCAACAGCGCCCGCCCGCAUUCGUCUCUUGUCCGUCUGUUCAAGUACGACCUUCAUUUAAAUGUACUUGGUGCUGGGGCUGUAUCACGGCCUCCUGCGUGCUAAGCUGUGUUUUUUCACUGAGGCUCUUCAACCCAAGCCCAUUGUGUUACUUCGGCUUUGCCCUAACCGGAAUGAGACUCCACUGAGAUCCAUCACAAGGGCUGUCACUAGCCUGUCACCACAGGAGACUGCACGUGUGUCUUUCCCUCACUGUCAGAAUUUAUCAGAUAACAGGAAAGUUGAGCUCUUUUAAUGAUGGCAAUCUGUUAUAAUGUCUACCCUACUUUGGGAGCUUGACCAAGGCACACACAUACAUGUAGGGUCUUUAUUCCAACCCUUUUUCUUUCUUUCUCUGUUUUUGAGACAGGGUCUCACCUAUGUAGCCCUGGCUGUUGUUCUAGCACUAGCUAUGUGGACCAGUCUGGCCUUAAACUCAGAGAUCUGCCUGCUUCUGGCACCCAAGUGAUGGGAUUAAAAGCAUGUACUAGUCGUGGUGGCGCACUCCUUUAAUCCCAGCACUUGGGAGGCAGAGGCAGGUGGAUUUCUGAGUUCGAGGCCAGCCUGGUCUACAGAGUGAGUUCCAGGACAGCCAGGGCUACACAGAGAAACACUUCCCUGUGGCUGCUGUCUCCUGCCAGCUUUGCUCUGGCUUCCUAGAGAGUCGCACAGAUGAGUUCCCCGUUACCUGGUCACCGGGGGCAAAGUUGAGGAGACCCAAGUGUGUAUACCCAGGGAGCAGUUUUUGCAGUUUCUAAGAGCAGAACGCAGCACGAAUUCAUUUCACACGAGGACAAGUCUCUCUGAACUUUCAGUCUAGAGUCACAGUGAGUCGGCAAAAUUUGAGCCCAUCCGUUUUGCUGCCCCACCCUUCCCCUAGCGUGCAAAGGUGACUUCCCACGGCUGAGUGAGGACUAAUCUACACAGGCUGAUUAUGUAGGCAGGUCCCACGAAGCUCGAAAAAUUCUGUUGGAAAUUUCCAUUUUGUACCCAGGAGGUCUUGGGACAGGGAGCAGAUGAAUUUAUUCAAUAUGUCCCCAUAUCCUCAAAUUCUCUCUCACUCCCUUGCUCCCGGGGAACCCUUUUGACUUCCAUAUACAGGAGUCCUAGUCCAGCCCCAAACUGCUUCUCCCUGCCAAAAACUUGGUAUCUUCCCAAGAUGCCUCUGGGUUCUGGAGUCCAGCCCCGCCCUCGCUGGCUGCUCUGCACAGUGGGCUGGGCGGGCAUAAGCAGGAUAUAAAGCCUUCGCUCAGCCCAUACCCCAAGGCUCAGCUCUUACUAGCCUAGCCUGUAGCCAGCCCUAAGGAUCUCUCCGAAGAGCUUUAGGGUCGUCUUGGCAACCAGCUGCUCAGCCAAUCAGCGUUCGGUAUUACGAUCCUCCCUCAACAUCUGGAGCCAUGGCGGCGAGAAGAGCCCUGAUUGUACUGGCCCAUUCAGAGAAGACAUCAUUCAACUACGCCAUGAAGGAGGCUGCUGUAGAGGCUCUGAAGAAGAGAGGAUGGGAGGUACUCGAAUCUGACCUCUAUGCUAUGAACUUCAACCCCAUCAUUUCCAGAAAUGACAUCACAGGUGAGCUGAAGGACUCGAAGAACUUUCAGUAUCCUUCCGAGUCAUCUCUAGCAUAUAAGGAAGGACGCCUGAGCCCAGAUAUUGUGGCCGAACACAAGAAGCUGGAAGCUGCAGACCUGGUGAUAUUUCAGUUCCCAUUGCAGUGGUUUGGGGUGCCAGCCAUUCUGAAAGGCUGGUUUGAGAGAGUGCUCGUAGCAGGAUUUGCCUACACAUAUGCUGCCAUGUACGACAACGGUCCUUUCCAGAAUAAGAAGACCUUGCUUUCUAUCACCACUGGGGGUAGCGGCUCCAUGUACUCUCUUCAGGGUGUCCACGGGGACAUGAACGUCAUUCUCUGGCCGAUUCAGAGUGGCAUCCUGCGUUUCUGUGGCUUCCAGGUCUUAGAACCUCAACUGGUUUACAGCAUUGGCCACACUCCACCAGAUGCCCGCAUGCAGAUCCUGGAAGGAUGGAAGAAACGUCUGGAAACCGUCUGGGAGGAGACCCCACUCUAUUUUGCUCCAAGCAGCCUGUUUGACCUAAACUUUCAGGCAGGAUUCUUAAUGAAAAAGGAAGUUCAAGAGGAGCAGAAGAAGAACAAGUUUGGCCUCUCUGUGGGCCAUCACCUGGGCAAGUCCAUUCCAGCUGACAACCAGAUCAAAGCUAGAAAAUAAGGAUUUUUUUCCUAACAUAUAGUUAGACGCAGCUUUCUUUUUCCCCAGCUUGUCUGACUUGCUUUCAUUUUUUUCCUUUGCUCCACGAGGAUGGGAAAAGGAGUAAGUUUGCUUCAUGCUUUUUUUUUUUUUUUGAUAGUUCUGCCAUAACAACAAAAUGAAUGAAGUCAGAUUAGGAGCCUCAGGGCAAGGUGCAGAAGCGAGCUGGAAAUACUCUUCUAGGUCAUUUAUGCAAUAUUCGCCAUUUUCUUCGGGCUAGUCCCAGUUAGAUGGCAUCCAGUCCUCCAUCAAGAUUCGUUGUCUAUAAUUACCUCUCUGUGGUUUAGGGCAGAAGGGAAUUGCUCAAAGUAAACAAUGGCCGAGGGACUAACUUGUUUAGCAGUUAGCAGUUAGCUAAAGCCUGUUUAUGAUACAUCCUGGUUUCAAUUACUGUGCAGUGACUGACAUGGCGCCCAGGGGGUUGGCUCUCCAGCUCUUUUCUGUCUUGUACACAGCACACCCAGGUCCUGGGAAAGGAAUUUUAAAACAGAUCUCCGUCUCAUUCUUUCUAUUUCUUUUUUUUUUUAAUCGAAAUAAAUGAAUACAUCACACAUCA
Mus musculus (house mouse) is the source of this 3352-nucleotide messenger RNA. It is a transcript of the gene Nqo1, whose product is annotated as NAD(P)H dehydrogenase, quinone 1. The record is from RefSeq and is a predicted model, not a curated record. The transcript is spliced from 8 exons. Gene Ontology annotation, biological process: response to oxidative stress; vitamin E metabolic process; negative regulation of protein catabolic process. Gene Ontology annotation, cellular component: cytosol. Bases 1933 to 2757 code for a protein of 274 amino acids. NCBI's taxonomy places the organism in Eukaryota, Metazoa, Chordata, Mammalia, Rodentia, Muridae. Gene Ontology annotation, molecular function: NADH dehydrogenase (quinone) (non-electrogenic) activity; NAD(P)H dehydrogenase (quinone) activity; identical protein binding.